Dentiscutata heterogama is the source of this 122-nucleotide messenger RNA. The record is from the annotation of a GenBank genome assembly. Lineage: Eukaryota; Fungi; Glomeromycota; Glomeromycetes; Diversisporales; Gigasporaceae.
CUCCUUCGCUAUGCUCUGGGCAGAGCAUAAUAUUAGAACCUAUUGAAGAAGCCAAUAUUUUAUUAGAAAAAGAAAAACCAAUAAACAUUUGGUCAGAAACUGCUUUAAGUACAAUGGAAUAG